Messenger RNA from Erythranthe guttata (spotted monkey flower), 2192 nucleotides. The record is from RefSeq and is a predicted model, not a curated record. NCBI's taxonomy places the organism in Eukaryota, Viridiplantae, Streptophyta, Magnoliopsida, Lamiales, Phrymaceae.
UGUUCUUCCUUUGUUUUUAUGUUGGGUUCUGAAUAAGAAAAUUGCGGAAUUAUUUGCCUUCGUUUUUUUCCAUUCGUUGGGAUAUCGACUGACGAUGAUUUCGGGUAUUACUUUCGGUUGAUGAUUGGGGGGAUUACUUUGUUCUUUGAGAAAUGUAAUUCGUCUAAAGCGUAAGAUCUGGUUAACUAUCUUGUGUAUUUUGUUCUUCUUCGGGAAUUUUCUUUUAGUGAAUGAUCAUUGUUGAAUUUUUCGAUAAAGCUUCCGUCUUUUCGAUUAUCCUUCUUCCCCUCGAAAACCCGUUAGUGGCAGUUGGUGGUAGUCGUUUGCUUCGUUUGCAUAAUUAAAUUGCGAGACAUUAUUUGCGUAAUUCUGAAGUUUGUUUGGGUGACCGAGCGUUGCAAAAGGAUAAUCGAUUUAUAUUUAGUUAGAAAUUAUAGAGAAAAAAUCGUCUCUUGAUUUAGCAUAUCUUGUUAACGCAUCUCUUCUGUAAUUGGUUGUAUAAAUGUUUCAUUUCCAACGUGUGAUCUGCUUGGAUAUGAAGGGGAGAAAAAGAAAACAUUUUCGUCCUUUCUUGAUGAUCGUUGUUCCGAUAAUUUCUUUUGGAGAGGGUGAGUGGUGGUGGGUGGGAAAGAGUAAUAUGAUUUGGUCGAUUUUGUUCGUCUGUCGUGACUUUCGAUGGCGGAAUCUUGCAGAGGCAAAUGUAAAUAACUGCAGUGAUAGAUGUGUUAUGAGUAUGUAUAACGAUGCUCGUUUAUUCUGUUUAAUCAUUGAACCCUGGUAGGCUGACAUGGAAAAAAAAUGGCAAAAGGCACAAGGGGUAGACGCGGAAUUGCUUCUCGACAGUGCAGACCGACACCGUAUCCGUUACCAUCCCACAACGAAAAAGACGACGAAAACUGCUCCAAACUAUUCAAGAAAGACUGGGUGGACGCUACGUGCUCGGUCUGCAUGGAGUGCCCACACAAAGCAGUUCUUCUCCUCUGCUCCUCGUACGAUAAAGGCUGCCGCCCCUACAUGUGCGACACAAAUUUCCGAUACUCAAACUGCCUCGACCAGUACAAGAAGGCCUACACCAAAGUGAUGUCGUCACAAAUCCCCACAACAGUUCAAGCUCCACUCGCCAGCCAAUCGUCAGCCAUCACUCCAUUUUCCGAGGCUGCUGAGCUGGCGUGCCCCCUCUGCAGGGGGCAGGUGAAGGGGUGGACGGUUGUGGAGCCCGCGAGAGAGGAUCUCAACUGCAAGAAGCGGAACUGCAUGCAAGACGGAUGCUCGUUCGUCGGAACAUUCAAAGAGCUUCGGAAACAUGUCAAGGCGGAGCACCCUUCUGCGAAGCCACGCGAGGUGGACCCCACUUUAGAGCAGAAGUGGAGGAGGAUGGAGCGAGAGAGGGAGAGAGAGGAUGUGAUGAGCACCAUUAGAUCGUCGACACCUGGCGCCGUGUUUUUCGGUGAUUAUGUGAUAGAAGGGAACCAUCACUACGAAUUCGAUUCGGAUGAUGAAGAUGAGGAAGACGAGGAGGGGUUUGAUGGAGAUGGUGCCGCCUUGGAGAGAAGCAACGAGGGCGGCGGUGGCGGUGGUGGCGGUGGUGGUGUAGGAGGUGGGAUUGAUCGGAAUUUGAUGUCCGUUUUUCUCUUUCUACAAGCCUUUGGUAAUAGAAGGGACGAGAGAGAAUCUAACGGCACGUUAGAUGCUUUUGAUUUCUCCGAUAACGACGAUGAUGAUGGUAAUGAGAAUGACGGUAAUAAUGGUGCAUCGUUGGUUGGGCGUUUACGUAGGGAAGGUAGGGUCCUUCUAGGAAGUUCCAGAAGGAGAAGGCAUCGGGAGGCGGAUGGAGGGCAGUCAUAGGGGUUUGUGUUUAAUAGGGUUCGGAAUCGGAAACGUAAAAAAUAAAAUAAAAAACAAAAUGAUUGAUUUAUGUGUCAUAGUCCACGGUGUAGGGAAGGGGUUUAGCUGUAAUUUUUUUCUAACAUAUGCAUGCACAUUUUACUUUACUUCUCUCUCUGCUGCUGAUGUCUUCAUACUUGCUUGAGUAUGGAGGGUGAAUAAUAACUGUCUGAUGUAAUUUUAAUUUGUAAUUUCUCAUGAUUACUUUCUUCCAUUUGAUGUUAAUUAUUUGACAUUCUUGUGAUUAUUCACUUAAGAAAAAUGUAAUUUCUACAUGUAGAUAUAAUAAUAUUUCCUGUUUCUCUUUU